AUGCAACAAAUAACUGCUUUAAUCACAGCAUUAUUAGCUGUGAUUAUAUCAAUUAAUGCAAAAUCAGUAUUACAUGAUGGUCUCCCAGCAAGAUAUCAUGUUAGUGGUGUUAUUCAAUUACCUUAUGCUGAAAUAAGAGAACCAUUUGAAUCAUGGAUUGAUGUUCAAGCUGGAUUUUCACGUAUUGAUUAUUAUGGCGGUGCAGCAAAAACUGUUCAACGAAAAGGACAAGGUGGUCAAGAUGUUGGAGCUAAUUAUAAAAUUGUUCCAAUGUCUGAUGAACAAGUUUUAAAUAAAAUCAGUUGUUUUCAAGCUAAUGGUACAUCCGAUGAGCCAGUUGAUGUACAACAUACUAUUCCUGAUUUUACUACAUUUCAAGAUAUGGGUCCAGCUGAAUGGCGUGGAAUCAAAUGUCAAAUGUAUCAAAGUGUUGAUCAAGUAGGUGAUAAAAAAUCUACAUAUACCUAUUAUGUUAACAUUGCCAACAAACAUCCAGUUCAUUAUGAAAUGUUCGGUUACGAUUCAUUGAUUGGUUCACAUUUUGAUAAAUAUACCAUUGAUUAUUACAAUUAUGAUGAAAACACAAUUGAUCCAACUGUAUUUCAUGUUACUGAUGCAAUGACAUGUACUGGAUUUCCUGGUCCUGGUCUCGAACAUACAUCUCCACGGGUUUUAUUUAAUCCAAUGAGUGAAUAUAUCAACAGACAUGGUGAAGAUCAUCUUCAAUCAUCAUUUGAAAAAUUUAAAAAUAAACACGGACAUAAAUAUGAAAGUGAACAAGAACAUCGUCAUCGUUUGAAAGUUUUUCGAAAUAAUGUUCGUUAUAUCAAUACACAGAAUCGUGCAUCAUUACCAUAUAAAAUGAAAAUAAAUAAAUUUGCUGAUCGAACAGAUGAUGAAUUACGUGUACUUCGUGGUCGUCGUCAUACUAAAGGCUUUAAUGGUGGUCUUCCAUUUCCAAAAGAAGAAUUAGCAAGCAGUAAUUUAGCUAUUCCAGAUUCAAUUGAUUGGCGUAUUAUGGGAGCUGUAACACCAGUUAAAGAUCAAGGUAUAUGCGGUUCAUGUUGGUCUUUCGGUACAACCGGUACUAUCGAAGGUGCCUAUUUUGUUAAACAUGGAACAAGUAUUCGUUUAUCAGAACAAGAUUUAAUUGAUUGCUCAUGGGGUUUUGGUAAUAAUGGUUGUGAUGGUGGAGAAGAUUUUCGUGCAUAUCAAUAUAUAAUGAAACAUAAUGGUAUUGCAUUAGAAGAUGCUUAUGGUCCAUAUUUACAAGAAGAUAGUUUCUGUCAUCAUGAUAAUACAACAAAAGGUACAAAAAUUCUUGGAUAUGUUAAUAUAACUGAAGGUGAUGAAGAAGCUUUAAGAAUUGCUAUUGCAACAAAAGGACCAGUAUCAGUUGCUAUUGAUGCUGCUCAUAAAGGUUUUCUCUUUUAUGCAAGUGGAGUUUUCUAUGAUCCAGAUUGUGGUAGUUCACCUGAAGCAUUAGAUCAUGCAGUACUUGCUGUUGGUUAUGGUACAUUAAAUGGUCAAGAUUAUUGGCUUGUUAAAAAUUCAUGGUCAACCUAUUGGGGUAAUGAUGGUUACGUACUUAUGUCACGUAAAAAUAAUAAUUGUGGUGUUGCAACAUCUGCAACUUACGUUAUUAUUGAAUAA
Messenger RNA from Adineta steineri, 1653 nucleotides. The record is from the annotation of a GenBank genome assembly. Lineage: Eukaryota; Metazoa; Rotifera; Eurotatoria; Adinetida; Adinetidae.